Molecule: messenger RNA, 2289 nt
Organism: Lates calcarifer (barramundi perch)
Lineage: Eukaryota; Metazoa; Chordata; Actinopteri; Centropomidae
Product: alanine aminotransferase 2
Exons: 12
Coding region: 827-2221 (464 amino acids)
Biological process (GO): biosynthetic process
Molecular function (GO): L-alanine:2-oxoglutarate transaminase activity; pyridoxal phosphate binding
Source: RefSeq, a predicted model, not a curated record
GGCAAAAAACAAAAUAGCAAAUUAAUGUUUGCACUGAACGCCUAAAGCUACAAAACAAUCAGUGCAUCUUUGAAAAAUAGACCAAUAGAUGGAAAAACAGGAUUUGUUCAGUUCCAUUAUGUUUAUUCAGCUAAUGCAAAUUUUUGCAGUAUUAUGAACUGAAAACAGAUCAUUCCAUUGCCGUCACAGCUCAGAGGGGAUCGAGUAAAAUUAGAUCAACUGCUAAAAUGUACAUCAAUCAGUCAAUGCGUCUUGUUAAAAAUAAUACACUUAAUACAAUGUUAUAAAAAAAUAAAAGCACUUGACAACCCUGUAAACACGACAUUCCUGUUCAUUCUCCAUGGCUUUCUUUUUUUUUUUUUUACAUUUCCUAACUUACUUUGGCACCAACAGAUGACAUACUUGAACAGAACAGGGUAUUGCACAAGGCUUCAACUUUCCUCUCACUUCACAGUUGGCAGAAACUGAAAGUACAACAUUCCCCCGACUUCGGCUGCAACUGAAUGCAAAGAACUUGCAUCACUUCUCUCUCCCCUAAAAUAAAUAUUAGGCCGUCUGUGUUGUUUGCACCACACACCCCCACCCACCGUGUAAAAUAAAUAAGAAAGGUCUGGCCAAAUUCAGAUGUAUGUCAUGGUCAUGUCGUGUCAAUAUAAACCGGUCAAAUCUGACACUGCAGUUCGUCGCCUGAGCCUCGACCGUCAUCUGAGCCGCUGCGUCAUGCUACAGUUGCUUCAAACGGCCUAGUCUUCAGCAGCCAGCCUGCUGUCAGAGAACCCUCAGUGCACUUGACAGUCUUGAUGAGAUUAGUCCACAUGUGAAGAAUAUGAAGCAGUUAGAGUAUGUAGUCCUGGCUAGAAGAGUAAGCCAGAUCAAGGAAGAGCUCAGACAGGGAGUGAGAAAGCCAUACAAAGAAGUGAUAGAUGUCUCCUGGGGUGACCCACACAGGGCAGGCUUGAAACCUCUGACAUUUGUGCGGCAGGUUCUUUCGACAUGUCUUUACCCUGAGCUCAUGAACAGCAACAGACUGCCUGCAGACGUCAGACAGAGGGCUCAGAGGCUGCUCGGGGGAUGUGCUGGAGGGAGUGUAGGUUCCUACACUGCUACAGAGGGUAUACCAGAAAUAGUCCACAGUGUCUCUGAAUUCAUAACCAGACGAGAUGGGGGGGUGCCGUCUGACCCUGAAAACAUAUACAUCAGCCCAGGCUCACAGUGGGCGCUCACGAACAUUCUAAACGUCCUGGUGAACAGGGAGGCCUCGACCAGAACAGGUGUUCUGACUCCGAUGCCAUGCCACAGCGCCACCACUUUGGGCAUAAUGGGACUGGGAGGAGUUGUUGUUCCCUACUACCUGAGUGAGGAGCAGGGCUGGGAGCUACAGGUAGAGGAUCUACAUCAAGCGCUGGAAUCUGCAAAGGGAGUCUGUAACCCUGUCGCUCUGUAUGUCAUCAACCCUGGAAAUCCAUCAGGUCAAGUUCAAAGCAGGAAAUCAAUGCAAGAGGUGAUCCGGUUUGUUUCAGAGAGGAGGCUCUUCCUUCUGGCUGAUGAGGUUUAUCAGGACUGUAUUUAUGGGGAAAACAGUGAGUUUGUCUCCUACAAGAAGGUCUUGACAGAGAUGGGACCUCCUCUUUCGGACACAGUGGAGCUGGCGUCCUUCCACUCAGCAUCCAAAGGCUUCAUGGGAGAGUGCGGUCUACGUGGUGGAUAUGUGGAGCUGGUAAAUCUGGAUCCUGCUGUUUUGAAAUACAUCAAGACGCUGUUCUCGACAGACAGCUGUGCCCCCGUGUUGGGUCAGUUGGCUCUGGACCUGAUGAUGAAUCCUCCACAACCAGGAGAUCCCUCAUACCCUCUUUAUGAUAUGGAGACACAGCACAUCAGGACCACACUGGUUCAUAAUGCGAAGAGAGCGGUUUCGGUUUUGAACAGUCUGCAGGGUUUCUGCUGCCAACCAGUGGAAGGAGGAGCAUUUGCAUUCCCCAGAGUGUAUCUUCCACCAAAAGCCAUUCAAAAAGCAAAGGAAGUGGGAAUGCAGCCAGAUACAUUCUACUGUAUCAGACUGCUAGAGGAGGCUGGCCUGUUAUUCAGUGCUGGUUGUGAGUACGGACAAAAGGAGGGCACCCACCACAUCAGAUUUUGCAUCAUGGCACCUGAGGACGUCAUGGAGGAAUUACUGAAACGUCUGACCAGCUUUCACACACAGUUUAUGAAGGAGUUUUCCUAAACAAAGUCACUUAAGAGAAAAAAUUUUUUGCAGUUCACUGCAGAGAAUAAAAGAGUCCAAUCAUUUUC